CCUAGCGGCCGUGGGGAGAUGGCGGCGGGUUGCGAGAGGCUGCGCGACCGGCACGGCGCCCGGUGGACCCUGCCGUUCCGACCGCCGCUGUGCCUCGCCUGCGCUGUAGAGACCUUGGGCGACGGCGGAGCCUCGCUGGUGCGGAAGAAGCACGCGCUGUGCCGUCUGCGCGAUGCCCUGGCGUGGCGGGCGCUGCCGGUCGUCCAGCUGCUGGCUCCAGACGAGAGGGGCUGCCUCUGUCUGAUAGGAACGCUCUUCGGGAUGUGUCAUGCUGUGGAAGACAACGAUACCCAAGACCAGUUUGGAGAAGUUCUUGUGCAGCUUAUAGUGGAGCUGAAGUCAGAGCAGUACUUGCGCUGCAUUCUGGAUGAAAGCCAAAAAGAGCUGUGCAAAGCAACUACCAGGAGAGGCAGCCUGCCCACGUUCACUCUCUUGGGGAAGCUAGCAGAUGCUGUCCCAGUCUUUGCUGACAUACUGGUGGUCGAGCACAGUAAUUUAGUGGAUCAUCUGUUGGUGGGCUUGAUGUACCCAAAUGAAGGUGUAAAGGCUGCUAUCUGUUACUUGUAUGGCAAGCUGUACUCCUCUCCUGUUGGCACAGAAAAGCUCUCAGCACACUUUGAAGAAAGGCUCUGUGGCCUCUUCUUGAAUACUUUUGGCCAUGCACAGACAAAGGAGCUGCAGAUUAAUUGCUUGGGUUUGCUGAAGGAGCUGCUGAAAUCUGACCGUUUUGUAUCCAUUCUUAUGAAUAAUCCAAAACCAGAAGAAGAAUCUGAAAACUCUGAUUUGUUAGAAGGGGAAAAUCCACUUCCGCUCAUUCUCAAAAAGCUUUUGUUGACCAGAGAUGAGAUGUUACAGGCAGCAAGCUCUCACUGUAUGGCUGCAGUGCUGGUUCACUCUCCCAGCAGAUACGCUCCUGCCUUUAUCCAUGCUGAUGUCCCAGAAUUCCUUUUUGAGUGCCUCAUGUGCAACAGUGAAAUUCUCAUCUGGUCAGUGUAUUGCUCGCUGCUUCUCCUCACUGAAGAGCGCCUUUUCUUCUCCAAGUGUCACACAGUAUAUGGCAUAGAAUCUCUGGUGAGGAGUCUCCAGAAUGUCCUGCAUUUGAACAAUGUGGAGUUACACAAGCAAGGGCUCCUGCUCUUCACUGAAAUAGUGAAACGGCAACCAGUGGAAAUUAAAUUAUUCACAAACCGAGGUAUAUGUAUAGAUGCCAUUGAUGUUUUGAUGAAGACAGUGGACUGCCCAGUGCUGGAGGUGGUACUGGAGGCUGUGAAAGCUGUGGCAGCUUUUCUGAGGAAGGAUCAUCUGAGCUCCCCUCCAGUUCCAUAUGAAAAUCUGCAGAAACUACUGGAGGCAGUGCUGAAGCGAUGUGUUGACCUUUCCCCACCACACUGUAGCAACAAGCAUGAAGGUGAUUUCCUGUUAUCGAUGUCCCAGAGUAGAGUUUCUUGGAAACAUGGGCAGCUAUUACUCAACACUCUGGAAAGUUUCAGAAAUGCUUGCAGGUUAGCGGUGGAAUUACAGAGUGACCCCAUGGCCCAGGAGAAUGCUUUCACUGCUCCCUGCUCAGAGAGCAAGGAGACACUGAGCAACUUUUCUGAGUUCCUGUUGAGGAUCUGUGACAGUCUCUGCAUCCCCAUGGUCAUGAACUACCUGGAAAGAGCUGUCAGCUCCUCAGUGAUGGAAGUUUUCAUCUCAGCACUUAAUACCCUCUUUACAGUGGUGCCAAACAUGCGAGAUAAGUUCUCCAAAAAGCUGGCAUCCUCCUGCUUCAUCCGACUGACACUGGAGCUGAAAGCCAGAUUUUGCUCUGUACAAAGUAAUCCUGCCUUGAAUCAGGCCUGCUCCAGCUUCCUCUGCAACUUGUGCCUGAGCCUUUACUCUGCCACAGAGAAGGAGAGAACUUGUUCUCAAGAAGAGCAAGAGAUGUCUGAGCUCCUGCAGAAGAGUCUGCCUCAAUUAAACUACACAAUUGCAGAAAGCCUUCUCCUCCUGGCUGAAAACCCUGAACCUCUCUCUUUGGAUCAGUCUCUUUGCAACCACCAACACUGCUUCAUUCUCCUUUUAUACUUUGCCUACACCCUUGGAGACAGGUUUGUCCCAGAAGCUGAAUUGUUUUUAGCCAUAAGAAAUUUUCUCCUGCUAGCACAGGACCAUCGAGACUGGCCCCCUACAUAUGUACUCAGAGCUGUGCUUUACCUUCUUGCUGUCUGUCAGGACAAAGGCAAAGCCCUGGACUCGAGGUCAUUGUGUACCGUAAAGAGGAUCCUGGAUAAUCUCCCAGAUCUGAGCUUGGUCUACAUUCAUUGUCCUCUGCUGCUGAAAUUCUUCCUGCACUACCCUGAACUUAUGGGCAGAUUUGGGCACCAGGUCCUGCAGCUCUGGUUUUCUUGGGAAGACUGCAAUCGUGUGGAAACUGAAGAAGCUGCUUUUGGCACGUCUGAUCAGCUGAACAAUACUAACCCUUUACUUCCCAUUCUGAAGAGCAAUUCCAGCAUUUUACUUAUUUUACUGGACCUGGUCUGCUCAAGUUCUGUGGAGGUGGCUCAGAAGGUGUUGGUGGCUCUAAGGACCUUUCUGGAAAAAAAUGAGGAUGUAUUUGUCUGUGACCUCCUCCGGAAUCAAUUCCUACAGAUUCUGCAGCAGCUACUUGUAGAGAGUAGCUCGGUCUCCUUACAAGCUAACAGGAACCUGCCCAUUUUGCUGAGCCUCCUAUUCCUGGUGCAGCUGCGGAGCAAGGGCAUGAGGGAGCUGGACAGCACAGACUUCAAGCUGCUUCACCAAGUCAGUAACCUCUGUGGGAAAUGCAGGCCGAAAGACAUAGACCUCCUGCAGCCAUCCUUGAAUUUUCUGUACUGUAGCCUUCAUCAGACAACACCUUGUAGUCAACAGAGAGCAGUGGCAGUGCUGCUCUCCAAUGUGUCCUUGCUCGAGCUCCUCCAGAAGGUUUUGGAGUGCACCUGGAUGUGGUCUUUUCCCUCUGAACCUACUUACCUGUCAUCUGAGGAUGCCUUGCUAAGCUCAGGAUGGCUGCUGGCUGCUUCCCUUUUAAUUUAUCAGCAUCGUUACAACACUGAGGUUCACCAGACACUCUCUCUAGACCUAAGACAAGUCCUGAAUGCAAUCAUCUUCAGGAAUAAGAAGCCAGUCCUGCUGUUAGUGAGCAUCGUGCAGUUCCUGAGAGCCAUCCUGCGACAGAAUUUCUCCUCCCUGCUGGUGACUAUUGUCCAAAACACAGCCCAAGGUGCUACACAAUCACAGCCAUCAUCACUGGAAGAUGCUGCCUUGCACCCCCUCACCACGCAGCAGGUCUUCUCCCUUGUUGUCAGUCUGCAGAACCUUUUGGUGCAUGUCUACUUGCAGAAAGACUUGCUGCUUUCUCAAGCUGUGGUUGCCUGCCUGGAAACAUUACUUGAAUACCUGUAUGUGAGGAACCAGGAUGUUGCACUACAUGUUGCUUCACAGCCCUGGCACCGGUUCCUGCUCUUGACAUUGCUCAAUGGGAGCCAGAAGUCCAUUCUGCAGCCAGAAAUUCUGAGGCUCAUGACUUUGUUUCUGAAAUAUCAGAGCAGCAAUAUCAUUUCUCAAAAAGAAAUUGGCCAGAUUCUCCAGGAAGUGGCAGAAGCCAACUUACUAGAGCUGCCAGAGGCCACAUCUCAGGCUCUUCACCUCUUCCUCUGCCAGAUUCAGAGCAGCCAUUGUCAGGUGGAGCCAGUGCAGGCACAGACCAUUCAGACUUUGCUGGAGCACCUUCCAGAACAGACGAGCACCUGUGCAAAACAUCAGGACAUUAUAUGCGUGGGCAGUGUGGCGAUAGCCCUGUCACAGUGAAGACUGAAAUGGGAAGAUGGGGUACAUGCAACAGAGUUAAAGAACAGAAUGGGAGACGGCAUCCUGCCAUUUAUUCCCUGUAAGUUGUAGAGAAGAAGUGGACAAAGGAAGUUAGUUUGUUGUUAAAUUGUUGAAUAUCAUUCAUAAAGCACAGUUUCUUAAACAGAUCCUCUUUUUGUGUUCUGUGUGUGAUGCCACUUAGCCGACACUGUGCAGAUAGUAAACUGCAGCAUUGCUGAAUGGCACGUGGUGGGUGAGGUGCUCUCCAUCUGCCUUGCUUGGGGAUGGGGCCAUCCUUGUUCUGCCCUUCCCAGGGGCCAGCAGGGGGCUGAGGAACGAGCUGUGUCUCACUGGGAAGGGGAGAAUCAGAGAAUUGUUUGAGUUGGAAGGGACCUUCAAAGGCCAUCUGGUCCAACUCUCCUGCAAUGAACAG
Messenger RNA from Phasianus colchicus (ring-necked pheasant), 4261 nucleotides. Its product is annotated as coiled-coil domain-containing protein 134. Gene Ontology annotation, biological process: meiosis I. The record is from RefSeq and is a predicted model, not a curated record. Lineage: Eukaryota; Metazoa; Chordata; Aves; Galliformes; Phasianidae.